GCAACAGCAAUCAUUAAAUGGCAAUUGUAACGCCAUGGAACAACAACAACAGCAACAUCAGCAUGGACAACAAUAUCAGCACCAGCAACAACAACUACAACAGCAGCAGUUUCAGCAGCGGCAUAUGGAUGACUGUCGUUUGAUCAGUGGCAGCGGGUCAGGCGGAGACGGACAGGAUCGCCUAAAUGAUGCCGACAGUGUGGUGAACGGGAGCUGCGCAUCCAGCGAAGACUUGAAUCAGACAAACUCCAGCGAGCAAGGCGAGAAGAUCACAUCCGGUAGUGAUGAUGAAGCUCAAGAUGACAAUUGUUCAAAGAAGAAACACCGUCGCAAUCGCACAACAUUCACAACAUAUCAGCUGCAUGAAUUGGAACGUGCAUUUGAAAAGUCACACUACCCAGAUGUUUAUUCACGCGAGGAGCUGGCCAUGAAGGUCAAUUUGCCGGAAGUUAGAGUACAGUGUACGUAUAUGGAUAAUUCAAAUCUCGGCGGCACGGCUAAACAGUACUCGAUAUCAAAGUAA
Molecule: messenger RNA, 523 nt
Organism: Rhagoletis pomonella (apple maggot)
Lineage: Eukaryota; Metazoa; Arthropoda; Insecta; Diptera; Tephritidae
Product: retinal homeobox protein Rx-like
Exons: 3
Coding region: 35-523 (162 amino acids)
Biological process (GO): positive regulation of transcription by RNA polymerase II
Molecular function (GO): DNA-binding transcription factor activity, RNA polymerase II-specific; RNA polymerase II cis-regulatory region sequence-specific DNA binding
Source: RefSeq, a predicted model, not a curated record